Molecule: messenger RNA, 1810 nt
Organism: Ornithorhynchus anatinus (platypus)
Lineage: Eukaryota; Metazoa; Chordata; Mammalia; Monotremata; Ornithorhynchidae
Gene: DOLK
Product: dolichol kinase
Exons: 1
Coding region: 73-1647 (524 amino acids)
Biological process (GO): dolichyl monophosphate biosynthetic process
Cellular component (GO): endoplasmic reticulum membrane
Molecular function (GO): dolichol kinase activity
Source: RefSeq, a predicted model, not a curated record
GGCCUCGGGGUCACGUGGGACGGAGGCGGCCUCCAAGAUGGCCUGAGGGGGCCCGAGGCGGGUCGUUCCGCCAUGACGGGGCCCCCCGGAGGCGGCGGGGCGGCGGUGCUGGCCGAGGCGGCCGUGGUGUUCGGCGUGGUGCUGUGCGUCCACGCCGCGGUGUGGGACCGCUACUCGUGGUGCGCCGUGGCGCUGGCGGUGCAGGCCUUCUACGUGCAGUACAAGUGGGACCGGCUGCUGCGGGCCGGGAGCGCCGUCUUCCAGUUCCGCACGACGGCCAACAGCGGCCUGCUGCCCGCCUCCAUGGUCAUGCCCCUGCUGGGGGUGGCGAUGAAGGAGCGGUGCCGGCUGGAGGGCCACGAGCACCUGGAGCGACUGGGCGUCGUGGUGGCGGCCACGGGCAUGGCGGUGGCCCUCUUCCUCUCCGUCCUGGCCCUGGGCAUCUCCCGCCCGGUCCCCGCCAACACGUGCGUCGUGGCCGCCUCGGCCGGCGGCGUCAUCGUCUACGUCCUCAAGCGCUCCCUGGCCGUGGCCGAGGUCAUCGAGGUCCUGGAGGUGCUGCUCAUCUUCGUCUACCUCAACAUGAUCCUGCUCUACCUGCUGCCCCGCUGCUUCACCCCCGGCGAGGCCCUGCUGGUCCUCGGGGCCGUCAGCUUCGUCCUCGACCAGCUCGUCAGACGCUCGCUCGCCGUCCCCCGAGGGGACCCCGUCGACUUCUUCCUCCUGGUGUCCGUGGCGGGGCUGGUCCUCCUGGGCGUGGUCCUCAGCGCCCUCUUCGUCUUCGUGGACUCCGCCACCUGGACCGCCUCCCUCUUCUUUCACCUGACGACGGGCGCCCUGGUCUUGGGCGUCGUCCUGCCGUGGCUCGGCCACCUGCUGCGCCGCAACCCGCUGCUCUGGCUGGUCGAGUUCCUGCUCCGGACGCCGACGCGGAUCCGCCUCCUGGCCUACUGGGCGCUGCUGGCCGCCGCGGCCUGCGGCCUGGUGUGGCUGCAGAACUCCAAGAGGUCGUCGGCCGAGUCCAAGAAGUACCGGGCCUCCACCGUCACCCGCAAAUACUUCCACUGCCUCGUGGUGGCCACCUACGUCCCGGGCCUCGUCCUCGACCGGCCGCUGCUCUACGUCGCGGCCGUGCUCUGCCUGGCCGCCCUCGUCUUCCUGGAGUACGUGCGCUUCUUCCGCAUCAAGCCCCUGGGCCAGACCCUGCGGAGCCUGCUCUCCCUCUUCCUGGACGAGCGAGACAGCGGCCCCCUCAUCCUGACUCACAUUUACCUGCUGCUGGGACUGUCCUUCCCCGUGUGGCUCUUCCCCAGGCCCUGCCGCCUGGUCGGGGCCGCGGCCCUGGUCCCGUAUUCCGGCGUCCUGGCCGUGGGGGUGGGCGACACCGUCGCCUCCGUCUUCGGGAGUACCGUGGGGGAGAUCCGCUGGCCGGGGACCAAGAAGACCUUCGAGGGGACGAUGACGUCCAUCUUCGCGCAGAUCAUCGCCGUGGCUCUGAUCCUCAUCUUUGACAGCGGGGUGGAGCUCGACUCCGGCUACGCCUGGAUUCUGGGCUCCAUCGCUGGGGUCUCCUUGCUGGAAGCCUACACCUCCCAGAUCGACAAUCUCCUCUUACCUCUCUACCUCCAGAUACUGCUGAUGGUUUAGGUGACCGGCGGGGACGGGAGGGAGGGGAAACAGAGAGGGAACAGAUGGACCGUUCACGGCCAUGAGCCGUUUGCAUUCCCUCAGCAGCCUUGUGGCAGAAGGCGAAAAUAGCUCUAGCACUACAUUGAAUUUAAAUUAAAAAAAAAAAAAGGAUUUAAAGCUU